Molecule: messenger RNA, 1455 nt
Organism: Eruca vesicaria subsp. sativa (arugula)
Lineage: Eukaryota; Viridiplantae; Streptophyta; Magnoliopsida; Brassicales; Brassicaceae
Source: the annotation of a GenBank genome assembly
CUUCCCCCGCCUCCCUUUUUAAAGACCAAACCUCUCUCUCUAUCUCUCUCUUUCCUCUCUCCGCCAUUACCAGAGCUCAACGAGUUCUCUCUCUCCUUCAAAUACUUAAAUCUAACUCUCAAGAGACUCUGUCUCUCUUUCCGGAGAUAUCAGAUCGGAUCUUAUCAAUUUUUUUUAAUAGACACAACCAAUUCUUUUAAGAUGCAGACAACCAACGGCUCAGAUUCAACGUCAGCAACCACACCUCCCGUUCAACAACCAACUCCUCCGCCACCUCAGCAGUGGCAACAACAACAACAACAACAUUGGAUCCAGUAUCCAGGCGCGGCGGCCAUGAACAUGAUGAUGAUGCAACAUCAACAAAUGAUGAUGUAUCCUCACCAAUACGUUCCUUACAAUCAAGGUCCUUAUCCUCACUUCCAAUACGCACCGUAUCAUCAGCAACACAAGCCACCACAUGAGCGUGGAUCUGGUGGUGAUGACGUCAAGACUCUUUGGGUUGGUGACCUUCUUCAUUGGAUGGACGAGGGUUAUCUCCAUACCUGCUUUUCUCACACCGGCCAGGUUUCUUCUUUGAAAUUGAUACGUAACAAGCUAACAUGUCAGUCAGAAGGGUACGGUUUCGUUGAGUUUCAUUCACGCGCUGCAGCUGAAGAGGUUCUUCAGACCUUCAGUGGCUCAAUAAUGCCGAACUCUGAGCAGCCCUUCCGUCUAAACUGGGCAUCUUUCAGUACCGGUGAGAAGAGAGCUGUUGAGAAUGGUCCUGAGCUUUCCAUAUUCGUUGGAGAUUUGUCUCCGGAUGUGACUGACACUAUGUUGCAAGAGUUGUUUGUUGAGAGAUAUCCAUCUGUCAAAAGCGCCAAAGUUGUGAUCGAUUCCAACACUGGCCGGUCCAAAGGCUAUGGUUUUGUAAGGUUUGGUGAUGAGAGUGAGAGGUCAAGGGCUUUGACUGAGAUGAAUGGAGCUUUAUGUUCCAACAGGCAGAUGAGAGUUGGUGUUGCUACUCCUAAAAGAGCUGUUGCUAAUCAGCAACAAUAUUCUUCACAAGCUGUGAUAGUGGCUGGUGGACAUGGAGCAAAUGGUUCUAUGGCUAAUGGUACACAGGCUGAUGGCGAAUCAAACAACUCAACGAUAUUUGUUGGGGGCCUUGACCCUGACGUUACUGAUGAAGACCUCAGACAACCUUUUAUAGAGUUUGGUGAGGUUGUUUCAGUGAAGAUACCAGUAGGCAAAGGAUGUGGAUUUGUCCAAUUUGCUAACAGGAAGAGUGCUGAUGAUGCUAUCCAGAGUUUGAACGGGACAGUCAUUGGCAAGAACACUGUCAGACUCUCUUGGGGUAGAACCCCUAAUAGGCAGUGGAGAGGAGACUCAGGGCAGCAAUGGAAUGGAGGAUACUCACGAGGACAAGGUUAUAACAAUGGAGGAUAUGUUAACCACCAGGACUCCAACGCCUAA